Anopheles cruzii is the source of this 1291-nucleotide messenger RNA. Its product is annotated as p21-activated protein kinase-interacting protein 1-like. Bases 95 to 1276 code for a protein of 393 amino acids. The transcript has 2 exons. Gene Ontology annotation, molecular function: protein binding. The record is from RefSeq and is a predicted model, not a curated record. NCBI's taxonomy places the organism in Eukaryota, Metazoa, Arthropoda, Insecta, Diptera, Culicidae.
ACAUUGAACGCAUGUUUUUCCGGCGGUGAAACGGGAAAGUGUUUCUGUGCUUUCGUUAUUCGUACCGAACCCGGUAGGCGCCGGCAGUUUGACUAUGGCCGGCAUGGAAAUCGUUGUGGGCACUUACGAGCAGUUUACUGUUUGCUACCGUGCCGAGCCGUCCAAGAAAGAUCCAAGCAAGCUUUACUUCAAGGAAGCAUUUGCGGCGCACCUUCACACAUCCUCCGUACGUUCGAUGGCAUCCCAUGGGAAGUACAUAGCGACCGGGGGAGCAGACGACAGAAUAUGCCUACUAGACGUGGAGCGCGGUACGCAGAUCACGGAGUUUCUGCACCACGACGGCACAAUUAACGCUGUCGCCUUCGCGAAGGACGGAAGCCACCUGUUUGCCGGGUGCAGCGAUGGUGACAUGUCCGCCAUCAGCAUGGGUCGGCUGACCGUUACGCGAACGUGGAAGAAUGCACACAAAGCGGCGGUGCAAAGUAUUUCGAUUCAUCCGCAGGGCACGCUGGCGCUAACGUUGGGCACUGAUAUGACCCUCAAAACGUGGGAUCUGGUUGCGGGCCGAACACUCUUCACGACGGCACUCCGGACCAAUACCAAAUACGGUAACACCGUAUCCGAUGUACAGUGGUCGCCGGACGGCGAUCAUUUUUCGAUUCUUGGUGCGCGCGUGGUCGACGUGAUCAGCGUGGAAACGACACAUUCGGUACGCACGGUAAAAUGUGAUGCCAAACCGACCGCAAUCUGCUGGCUGUCCGACGACGAGAUUGCCGUGGGUCUGGAAACUGGACAUCUGCUGCUUUUCAACAUUCACAACGACGAACAGCAAGAGCAGCUGCCAAUCUACGACACCCGUGUAAAGGCGAUCGCUAGCAACGGAUGUUUUAUAGCAACCGCAUCGAGUGCCGGGGACAUUUCGCUGUGGCGAUUAGAAGGCUCUGAUUUUACGGAAAUUUGCACCCAACAAAGUGGCUGUCGCCCGAUUUGUUUGGUGCUGAGGAGUACAGAAAGCUCCAAGCGGACGGAUGCAGGUCCGUCUAAAACGGCCGCGGUCGAAGAAGCAACGGAACCGAGGGCCGUGAAGAUGGCAGCAAUUGCCACAAAAGUAGCGCGCGAUCUUGCACGGGUUGUGGUAGAAACCGAGGAUCCGGUUGAGUUGGCCGCGGUGCAGCGCAAGCGAAAGCGUCUAAAUGAAAAGGGGAAAAAGUUGAAGCAAAUGAAAAUGAAGGCCACCGGAAUGAAGAAAAAAGAAAAGAACAAAAAACAAAAAUGAAAAUUUUUUUGUGAA